Molecule: messenger RNA, 1257 nt
Organism: Habropoda laboriosa
Lineage: Eukaryota; Metazoa; Arthropoda; Insecta; Hymenoptera; Apidae
Exons: 5
Coding region: 106-1257 (383 amino acids)
Source: RefSeq, a predicted model, not a curated record
GAUACCUGGUAUUAUGUUAAUGUUGUGCCGACAGUUAUAUUUUGUAUUGUAUUCCUUGUAAUUAAAGGAUAUUGAGUAUGAAUCAGUGAAAGAAAAAGCAGAAAAAUGUCAUCUUAUUUGCGCUCUAUUCCGAAUAAAUUUACACCUUUUGUUAAUACACGGAGGCAAGUAAUUAAUAUCGACCAUCAGUUACCAAAUCAUGUUAAAUCGUCUCUGUUUUUAGAAGAGUUUUUAGAUAUACAAACAACAACAACAAACGUAACAACAAAUUCUAAAGAAAAGACUUUGAAUUCUGUAGUUGCUUCGUUAAGUCAAAAUGUACCAAUUGUCUUCUUCAGUACUAAUAUUGAGAAGCCAAAGAUAUUAAGCAAACGGUAUAAUGGAACUAAACAUCAAGUAAUGAAAUUACAACAACAGAGACUAAUGAAUGUUACCAUGUUAAAUGUAAUUAAUUCCGAUGCAACAAAUAUGGCUGUAUUAAAGUAUAAUAGACAGUGGGAAAAAUCUGUUACAACAAAUUUCAAUGAUAAGAAUUUUGAUGUACCAUGCACAGAGAUGGUAUUAGCCAAAAAUGUAUUUAAUGAUGCCUCACCUAACUCAGAAAAGAAAGGCAUUCUUUAUACAGAAGUUUCUCCUAAUGUGCAAAAUGAACAUGAAAAGAAAGCUUCUAUGGAUCGUAAACCAUCUGAAACACAAUUAAUAAAUAUAUUUAAAAUUCUUCAGGAUGAUUUACCACUUUUGUUUGUUAAACAAUUCAAUUAUGCCAUAUAUACAGAGGAUAUGACAUUUGUGAACAAUAUUAAGGGUACAACAUGUGUGGGAAUACUUAACUAUGUUAAACAAAUAAUGUUUUUAAAGAUAAUAGGCCAUUUAAAGUAUGCUUAUAUUAAAUUAGAUGUUUUAAAAAUGACUAUUCAUCCUGAGGAUAAUAGCAUUAAAGUUCGUUGGCGUAUAGUAGGCAUUUCUGGUACACGUAUAUUUCUUACAUUUUGGAAAUUUAAAGUUUGGAAUGUUAAGGAUAAUAUACAGCAUACGUCGUCAUGGUAUGAUGGAUUUUCGACAUUUUAUGUUAAUAACGACGGUAAAAUAUUUAAGCACGUUGUGGAUAAGAUGAUGCCUGAUCAGGAUGUAGAAGAAAAAUUGAAAACACCCAUUGAAACAAAAUUGGCAUUAUUCGCUGCUUUAUUAUCCGUUGAUUCGCUUUACUUAAAUAAAUUUUGUUCAAAAAGAUAUCCCCAAUUAUUUCGAAUAAAAUGA